AUGGCCGAAAUCAUUGGGGUGAUCGGCAGCACGAUCGCAAUUGCAAACAGUGCUGCCCAGCUGUCUAGAGCGCUCUUCGAUAUCGUUCAGACUUUCAAAAAUGCUCGAGAAGAGAUUGCCGACAUUGCCCAUCAAUUACAGAUUCUGGGAGGAACCCUCCAUUCGCUCUGGAACAUUAUGCACUCACAACACAACCUUUGCCAGCCGGUCCUGUUCGACAACACGAAUGCGAUUCUUCACCAGUACUGCAAAGUGGACAAAGAAUUGAGAAAGUUGAUUGACGGUCCGAAAAGCUUAGCAAGGCUGACGUGGUACAUCAAAAAGACCAAGGUGAAGUCGUUGCUGAAGAGGGUUGAGGCCAUCAAGAUCUCUUUGGCCUUGGAGCUCACCGUGGUGCAAUUUGCCAGAGAGGAGGUGAUUCGUCAAGAGGGCACUUUCGACACUGCCACUUGGCUCUAUCAUCUUGUCUUCACCUCACAGGCGGCCGAAGUCCCGAAGAAAGUGCCGAGAAAGGACGUUCAUCGACUACAACCAAGUGUCGUUGACGAGAGCACCGAGAACCUAGUCCGCUUCACACGCUCGCCCCUUCAGUAUAGUCCUCGGUCGCCGCCACCACCACCAUCACCAAGCACAGGUGAUGCGGACAAAACUAUGAUUGUCUGGACUGCACAGACAGAGCCCAAUCAGGUCAUUGACAGACUUCUCUCGACAUGGACAACGCUCACACAUGAGCAAAUCGGACUGAGCUCCAGGCAACAUGUGGAUAACAAGUGGCGUAAAGAUUUCCUCAACACCAUUGAGCAGGCGAAGCAUGAGGGGGAAUCAGACUUCAAUAAGUGGGAAGAAGACAACCCCUAUAGUUCUGAAGAAAGUGAUAGCAUCGAAAGCGCCAUCGAUGAGAUCCCGGGGCCCCACCGUCACCGAACGCGUGUGCCUGACGUGGUUAUCCGCAACAAUCGCGUUUCGAACACUUCCUAUGACGAGUCUACCGCAACUUCCAAAAGUGACGAUGAAGAAGAGGAGGAUCCUGUACCAACAUACGUGUCUACCAACUCGAAGAAAGGAAAUAAGAAGGGCGGGGAAAGUCGCAAUCUGAAGCAAAGCAAGAGUCACAAGAAAACGAACACCAACCAUACGCGGAGCGACCGCGCACAUACGGCGGCGGGACGAACGAAUCCGUUUGUGAACAACGUCUCAAUGCCAAGGUCGGAUAGCUUGAACCCUUUCACGUUGGGUGGCUUCCAAAAUCCAUACGAGUCACAAGCGAGCCGAAACCCUUUCGUAUCGGGCAACUUCCCCUCAACGACGUUUCCAAGCGACCCACCAUGGCCGCCUCAAGCACCAUUGCAUGAGGACACGAUGGCGCAUCCCUCAUCCACUGCCUCUUUGAAGAAUGCCAAGGAGCAGAAAGAUUCGCAGGAUACCACAACGACCUCCAAAGAAGAUGCUAUGCUGGCAACAAUCAGCCGUUUGAUCGCAGACUCGGGCAAAUCGAAAACAUCCAACAUAGAAGACCCUCGUCUUGCAAAUAUACUGCAAAUGCUCAUAUUGCAGCAGGAACAACAUGCUGAAGUGGAGCUGGAAAGAGCCAAAGCAACAGCUGAAGUGGAGAUGAGGCAAAUCUUAGCAGCUCGCGAUAGAGACGACUCAAGAAUUCGACAGCUAGAGGCACUCAUUAUUCAACAGAAAGAGGAACAGGAAAAGUCUGAUGCAAGGUGGAGAGCCGAAAGAGCAGCACUCGACGAAGAGUCUACAAGACAAGCACAAGAAACGAAGGAACUAGCUGAGCGAGAAAUAGCAGCAGCACGCUCUGCCAAGAAAGCUGCACGCAAGGCACUCAAAUUUGCGCAAGCGGAGGCAGAGAAGCGAGCAAAGGAAGAAGCCGACGCGAAAGCAAAAGCCGAAAGAAAGAAGACGAACAAACAGUCCAAAGAACGUAUACAAAAGUACGAAAAGCUCUUAGAUGCAGCAGUAGAGGGCCGUGCCGCGGCAUUUCAGAGCAUGGAACAACCCCUCCGUCGAACUUGCAUCACGGACGGUAAGCGCAGCGUGGAAGUUGCUGAGUAUAGCUCAAAACCGCACGCGAACUCAAGUAUACUUACUCCUGGGUUUAUUCAAGACGCUGUGUACGGCGCAAGAACAGACAAUCGUCUGGACCACGGCCGCCAACGCAUGGGGCAGCGCUGGCUUAGCCAGUCGUAUAGCUCCGUUACUUCACAACCCAACUCACGGCUCGUCCCACUAGAGAUGAAAGAUACUACCGAGACACAGCACGACAUCAAUCAGCAGAUGAUCCUAUUCCCCGCUAGGCUCAACAAAAGCUCGGCGAAAACUACAGAAUUACAAUCAUCACUUGCCAAAAUUGGCGUCAACACUAGCUUUGUGGAGAAUGAGUUUAACCAUUUCGAAGCUUCUUCUUACAUGGAAGAUACAAGCAAUGAGGGAGUACGAAGUAGCGUUUUCUGGGAGGGACCAUCGUCAAGCUUAGGCAGCGAGCUCUUGUCCACAUACAGAAGAUUUGGAUGGAAGCCACCUUAUGCUCGAACAUCAAGUGAGCUAAGCGUAUAG
Parastagonospora nodorum SN15 is the source of this 2568-nucleotide messenger RNA. RefSeq lists its product as hypothetical. The coding region runs from base 1 to 2568 and encodes 855 amino acids. The record is from RefSeq and is a predicted model, not a curated record. Lineage: Eukaryota; Fungi; Ascomycota; Dothideomycetes; Pleosporales; Phaeosphaeriaceae. Gene Ontology annotation, biological process: regulation of DNA-templated transcription. The transcript has 3 exons.